Molecule: messenger RNA, 768 nt
Organism: Fraxinus pennsylvanica
Lineage: Eukaryota; Viridiplantae; Streptophyta; Magnoliopsida; Lamiales; Oleaceae
Source: the annotation of a GenBank genome assembly
AUGAUUUCCAACAGAUUUAUUAACUACAAAUUUGGUCCGAUUGUUUACAUAUCCUCCGCUGACAUCAAGCUACAAGUCAAUUUCAUCGAAAUGGAUGGCUUCCCCGGCAUCAGUAUAACUAUCUACAUCACAUGCUACGCAAUAGCCGCCCCAUCUCAACUCCCAGGAGAAGACCAUGUCGAUUUGCAACAGGAGGAGCCGAUUCGUAGAAUGGCGAAAUGGGCAGUAAAGGAGCAUCAAAUUUUCAUGGCUGCAUGUGAAUUGGCUAUCGCAGAAGGUGAAGAAGAUGGGAGCGACCAAGUAGCUGAUCGAUUACCAGUACCUCUUGAAAGCAGUUCGUCCAGUGACGAACCAAAAAUUGGAAAUUCAACUGCACGUAAGUCACGAUCGAGCAGGCGUAGUGGUAGCAAGCGUAAGUCCACAUCUCAUUCGGAAAAGGGCAAAAAAAAAUACGGAGCACGUGCGAUCUCAAGUUUAGUAGAUCGAAUGGCUGACUUGUCCGCAGAACUACAGUCGUUCACUCGAAGAUAUAGUUCAAAUGAUCUUUCGGUCGAGGACUGCAUUGCGGAGAUCGAUGCUACUGGACUUGUCGACAAGACCAGCGACCUUUUCAUGUUCGCCUUAUCGUUCCUAGGGAUUCGUGGAAACAGGGACAUAUGGAAGGCCGCAAAAGACGAGGGGAGGAAAAUGCGUUGGUUGAAGUGGUCUUAUGAUGACUACAAGGAACGUAAAGUCGGUUCAUCACGUCGUCUUCCUUUUGAUGGGUAG